Messenger RNA from Meloidogyne enterolobii, 339 nucleotides. Lineage: Eukaryota; Metazoa; Nematoda; Chromadorea; Rhabditida; Meloidogynidae. The record is from the annotation of a GenBank genome assembly.
UUUUGAGGUGAAACAAAGUGAUUUGUAAGUGGCUGGGACUUCCGGACAAUGCGUCAGUCUUUGCUGUUUAAGAAGCGUCGGUCUUUGCUGUUUAAGUAUAUUAAGUUUUGGACUUUCCCCCCUAUAAAUCACUCGAUAUCAACUCAAAAUUCUCUUGAUCCCAUAAAUCCCCCGAUAUCUCUCUUAAUUCAUCCAAAUUGCCCUUUAUAUCCCAUAAUCCUCCGUAUACUUAACUUACAGAUUUUCCAAUUACGCAUUGUCCGGGCAUGUGUUUUUUGUAGUGUUUUGGAAAAUUUAGCACUUCUGCUGAUAGAAAAAAUGAAAAAAGAAAAUAUGUAG